AUGGCUGUGGAGCAGCAACAGGGUCUAACCGAAACCACUGAAGGCAAAAAGAUCACCAAAAGUCAACGAAUCACAGGUGAUUGGACGCCUCGAAGCAAGGACAGGAUUCCUUGGGCCGAUGGCGCUGAUCCCGGAACCUGA
Molecule: messenger RNA, 141 nt
Organism: Parastagonospora nodorum SN15
Lineage: Eukaryota; Fungi; Ascomycota; Dothideomycetes; Pleosporales; Phaeosphaeriaceae
Exons: 2
Coding region: 1-141 (46 amino acids)
Source: RefSeq, a predicted model, not a curated record